This is a messenger RNA of Thlaspi arvense, 1241 nucleotides long. The record is from the annotation of a GenBank genome assembly. NCBI's taxonomy places the organism in Eukaryota, Viridiplantae, Streptophyta, Magnoliopsida, Brassicales, Brassicaceae.
AUGCAUAUGAGUGUCUCUCAUCUCAACAUCAAUUCUAAACAAAAAGAAAUGUCAAAUUUGUUUUCACACUCGAUUAAGCGUAAUAUUUUUGGGAGCAUGGAUCUACGUUUUGUAGGGUUUCUCUUAUUAUUCGUUGUCGUAGAAGCAACCACAACGAACGAUGGUCCUACAAACAUAACAGUUCCAGCGCUAAUAGUAUUCGGAGACUCAAUUAUGGAUACAGGAAAUAAUAAUGACAUCCCCACUCUUCUUAAGGCCAAUUUUCUUCCAUAUGGCCGAGAUUUUCCUGAUAGUAUUCCUACCGGUAGAUUCUCAGAUGGGAGAGUUCCAUCGGACAUCAUUGCGGAGAAACUGGGGAUAGCAAAGACACUACCACCUUAUUUAGGCUCGAAUUUAAAGCCAGAUGAUCUUUUGAAAGGUGUAAUAUUCGCUUCUGGAGGUUCUGGUUAUGAUCCAUUGACAUCUACACUAUUGUCUGUAGUAUCAAUGUCAGAUCAACUCAAGUAUUUUCAAGAAUAUUUAUCAAAAAUCAAACAAAACUUUGGAGAGGAAAAAGUUAAGUUUAUAUUGGAGAAAAGUUUGUUUCUAGUGGUCUCUAGCAGUAACGAUCUCGCCGAAACUUAUUUGACUCGGUCCAUCGAAUAUAGUCGUAACGCAUAUGCUGAACACUUGGCUGAGUUGGCUUCAAAUUUUAUCAAGGAAUUAUCUGGACUUGGAGCUAAAACUAUCGGAGUGUUUAGCGGAGUGCCAGUAGGAUGCGUACCCGCGCAAAGAACACUCUUCGGAGGUUUUGGAAGAAAAUGUUAUGAAGCUUUGAACAAUAUGUCACUUCAUUUCAACUCAAAGUUAUCGUCUAAUUUGGAUGCUCUGAGAAAAGAUUUGCCCGGUAAACUUGUAUUUAUCGAUGUUUACGAAACUCUUCUCGACAUCAUACAAAACCCUACCAAUUACGGAUUUGAAGUAGCAGAUAAAGGAUGUUGUGGUACAGGAAGAAUUGAGUUAGUUGAAUUGUGCAACAAAUUUACUCCUUUUACAUGUUCGGAUCCAUCGACUCAUGUGUUCUUUGACGCUUAUCAUCCAAGUGAAAAGGCGUAUAAAAUUAUCACUGAUAAGUUGGCAGAUAAAUACUUUAAGUACCUCAACAAUUGAAUAUGUAAUUGUAGUAAUAAGGACACAUUUCACUAUAAAGUAUGUUUGAUUUGGUUUUUGAUUUCAAUGGUUUUGUUUAGCUUGUCCGACUA